UGCUUUUGACUCUUUUUGUGUUUUCGUUUUAAAAGCAUAAAAUAAUCACACUAUAGUAUGUUAACGAUAUUGCAUUAGUCGUCGUCUAUACACGAAUAAUGUGUCUAAGUGCUGUCUCUGAGAGGGUCUUGACUUAUCUGGCUCAUGACAUGUCUUGUGUUUUGCAAAAUUUAAACUCGGCUCGCGAGAGAAGAUUUGUUCUUAUCCACAAAUCAAGAAAUUAUGAAUAACCUGAGAACAAACUAUGUUUUUUUUUUUUUUUAAAUAACUGCUUCCAUUUCCAAACAUUGCGUGGCAGAGUUGCUGACUAAACUUGUUCGUUUAUGUUCUUAAAUUAGCCAGGCAGUUUUUUUCGCCUUUUUUGCUGGUGCUUUUGGCCUCGGUAUGCAUUUAUCACUUAAUAAUAGAUUUUCAUAUUUGCCUCACAUACAAAACAAAAGGGAAAUUCAUCUGGGACGGUUCUAGAGUGUAUGGGACACGUAGUUACGUUGAAAAAUGGCAAUCGACUGGCUGGGAUUUGGGUACGCUGCGGCAAUUGUUAUGGGGGGCUUCAUGGGGUACAAGAGGAAAGGUAGUGUGAUGUCUAUGGUUGCCGGUCUUUUGUUUGGCAGCCUGUCUGCAUAUGGAGCCUUCAGAGUAUCAAACGAUUCCAGCGAUAUAAAAGUAUCACUGAUUGCGUCUGCCUCCCUGGCUGCAGUGAUGGGGGUGAGAUUUAAGAAGUCUGGGAAACUCAUACCAGCUGGAAUCAUGACAGGGUUGAGUCUCCUGAUGGUCCUGCGGCUCCUUCUCCUAGCGGUGCUGUAGCUCAGGACUACCUCAAGGAUGACCCAUUGCCUCCAGGAAAGCCUGUAUCUUCUCUCUUAGCUUUCUGUCUGCUUUUACAGUGCUUGCUUAUCUGAACAAAAAGUCAUGUUUUACUUAUGCAGUGCUGUCUAUUUUGAAGGGAGGUAUGGACUUGUUUGUAGUCAUUUCUGCAUUAUGCCAGUUGCAGUCAUACAUUUUCAUUCACAAAACUACUUUGCACCAAUACACUGGACCAUAUUUAGGAAAGUUUUGCUUACCAGCUUUGCAGAAUGAUACUGAAGCAUGCUAUCAAGCAAAUAUAACUCAAUUGCAAACAGUAACUGUCUUUUGCAUGUUUUUUUUCCCUCCUCCCAGUGGAAACAUUCCAAAUUUAAUGCACAUUUUAAAUUAAAAUUCAAUUCAGCUUAAAGAAGAUUUAAAAAUUUCAGGUGAUCAUUUUUUUUUUGGUAUGUGUCAACACUGCGUUGAUUCCCCUGUGCUUUCAGCACAUUGUAAUUGUACGUCAGUUAUGCAUUGAGUGUAACUAGGGAAUUAUGUCGAGGAGUCACUACUUUCUCAUAGCCUUUGGAGAGAGUUCAUUGUUCCUUUACAUUUUGUUUGACACAAAGUGCAGGGUUAACAGGGAAGGCUAGUUUGUUUUUGUCACAGUGCACUCCCUAUUUCAGAGAACAACGCUAGACACCUGAUCUGAACAAAUCUUUAAUAGAUAUAAUGGUGCUUUGUUCUGCUGAGCAACAUAAGAAAUUAAUUGUUGAUGGGUUGUAGGUGCCUGAAGUAUUAUUUUCCUAAAUUCCAUUCCAACCAGGUGUGAGUGUGAGGUUGUUCUUCACUGAGCCUCUGCUUUGAGGGAAGCUGUUAAGCUCUACGAAUGUCUGUGUGUUUAAAUCUGGUCACGACUGAUGAAUUAGAUUUUUGAUUGUACAUUUGUAUUAAUCUUGAUUUUGUCUCAUUUAAUAACAAGCUGUCUAAACAGAAAGAUACUGAUCAUGUUUUUCUGUAUGUUUCCAAGAUAAUCUUUGCUCAGAGUGCGUACAAUAAAUGGACAACCUUU
Messenger RNA from Scleropages formosus (Asian bonytongue), 1855 nucleotides. It is a transcript of the gene tmem14a, whose product is annotated as transmembrane protein 14A. The transcript is spliced from 5 exons. NCBI's taxonomy places the organism in Eukaryota, Metazoa, Chordata, Actinopteri, Osteoglossiformes, Osteoglossidae. Gene Ontology annotation, cellular component: mitochondrial membrane. Gene Ontology annotation, biological process: regulation of heme biosynthetic process. The record is from RefSeq and is a predicted model, not a curated record. Bases 496 to 804 code for a protein of 102 amino acids.